Plasmodium fragile is the source of this 1041-nucleotide messenger RNA. RefSeq lists its product as uncharacterized. NCBI's taxonomy places the organism in Eukaryota, Apicomplexa, Aconoidasida, Haemosporida, Plasmodiidae. The transcript is spliced from 3 exons. The coding region runs from base 1 to 1041 and encodes 346 amino acids. The record is from RefSeq and is a predicted model, not a curated record.
AUGGACAUUUUCAUAGACCAAGAAAUAAAUACCAGUGAUGAAAAUGAGGCGGUGCUGCUAGAGGUUGAUGAUCUGUUCACUUUUAAGAACCCGCCCCCGCAAAGGACCACGGGGAAACAGAAGGGGCGACACGGCGGACAUCAGGGGGGAAAAAAGGACGCUACGAAAUGCGUACAAGAUGGCGACACGCAGGUUACAACUCCGCAUCGCGACAGAGGGGACAUCAUGGAUGAUCCGCAUGAAUGGUUAAUAAAAAAGGAACAAGUAACGGAGGACAAUUAUGAAGACGACCUGGAAGAUCACCUCACACACCAUGAGGAGGAAGGUGAUAUGCUCGAUGCAGACCGCGCAGACGAAAACACCAUCUCAGGAAAAAACAGAAGCAAAUAUAACCCAUCCUGCACCUACCCCCUCAUCACUUACAUGUAUGGAAGAGCAAAAAGUUACAUUCGAGACAUGGUGCAUAGAGUGGAAGACAAAUUGCAUGGACAUGUAAAGCGUGAUGAUGAUUUCUUCUACUACAAGAGUCACACAUCACUCGAUUUUAUACACGUCCUUGCUAACCGUCUGUACUACUCUAGGGGUACCAUGUACUUGUACUUCCUUGUGAUUGUCCUUAACCUUUUCAUUCUCUUCUACACCGCGUACACAAAGAUGGUCAGUCUGUUUGUGGUCCUGUGCGAACUGUUCGUUAUACUAAUGCUGCUGUUGGAGGUGUGUCUUCGCUUGGCCACGCAGGGUCGGAGCUACUUCCACAACCUCGAGGGGCUGUUCGAUGUGACGGUGACGACCAUGUGCUUCCUCCUGCUCAUCAGCAGCGGGGACCUGAAGAUCUUUUACCAUUCAGAGAUGGUCAAAACUAAGAACAAAGAAGUGGAGGAAAUAAUUUCACAGAGCCUCACCGUUUUGCGCUUCUCUUUUCAGCUCUUCCGGACGAUCACCCUGUUUAUGCACUACGAGCGAGUUAAGGCGCCAAGCGAGAACAUUGAUUUUGCGGUCCUAAAUCUGCCCCACGAGGAGGAAGAUGAUUAUGUCAUCUGA